AUGGCCUUCCUCACGGCCGCCUCGUCGGCUUCAGACGUCUCUGGUCUCCAGACUCAAAAGACUUCGACACAUCCAGAGGUAGCAGCACAAGUAACGGGCGCCCCCGCAGCUCACCCGGAGUCCUUCUCACUGCCAAUCAACAAGGCUACGGCAACGCCAACACCAGCGACAACCGCCGCCACAACCACCACCCACGUUCCCCUCUCGCUUCGCUCGUCCACGCUCGACAUUAUCUAUCGAUGCCACAGCAAUACCGUCUAUGCCUGGGCACUUGCGGCGACAGCAGCCAAACCUGCCGCAUGGGUGGCACGCCAUACUGCCCGCCUCCUUAUUAUCCUCGGCACGUUCCUUGUGGCAACGGCGCAGCUGUGUGCGGUGCGGUGCGGGCAGGCCAUCUGGCAGGCCUUCUGGUGGCACCUGUGGGCGUGCAAGCCCGCGACGCGGCUCCGCAAAAAGCUGUACUUUGAGGUGGCGCUGCUGUUCAUGGGCCCGAGCGGUAACGGGGUGCUGCUGGUGGUGCUAUGGCCUGGCUGGCUGGUGCUCGCGGCGGCCAUAUGGGGCUUGUCGGUUGCCGUGACCCCAGCGGCCGUGGCCGGAGCUUGA
This is a messenger RNA of Sporothrix brasiliensis 5110, 603 nucleotides long. RefSeq lists its product as uncharacterized. NCBI's taxonomy places the organism in Eukaryota, Fungi, Ascomycota, Sordariomycetes, Ophiostomatales, Ophiostomataceae. The transcript has a single exon. The record is from RefSeq and is a predicted model, not a curated record. The coding region runs from base 1 to 603 and encodes 200 amino acids.